ACCUUAUAAGCUUCCAUACUCGCUUUGUCCGAGUUAGGGUUUUUGGUCAUCGCCUCCUUCGCGUCGUCGGCUUCUAUCACUCUUCACAAACUCUAAUCAUGGCGGAACAGACGGAGAAGGCAUUCUUGAAGCAGCCCAAGGUGUUCCUCUGCUCGAAGAAGUCGGGGAAAGGGAAGAGGCCAGGAAAAGGAGGGAACAGGUUCUGGAAGAGCGUCGGGUUGGGGUUCAAGACUCCCAGAGAGGCUAUUGAUGGGACAUAUAUUGAUAAGAAAUGCCCAUUCACUGGAAAUGUUUCCAUCAGGGGUCGUAUCAUUUCUGGUACUUGUCACAGCGCCAAGAUGGUAAGGACCAUCAUUGUUCGCCGCAAUUACCUUCAUUUUGUUAAGAAAUACCAAAGAUAUGAAAAGAGACAUUCGAACAUACCAGCACACAUAUCCCCAUGCUUCCGUGUGAAAGAGGGAGACUAUGUUAUCAUUGGCCAGUGCAGGCCUUUGUCAAAAACGGUGAGGUUUAACGUUUUGAAGGUGAUUCCAGCUGGGUCUUCUGGCGGUGGUAAGAAGGCAUUUACUGGAAUAUGAGUUUCAGUGUUAAGUUUUCUACAUUUGAACGAGAACGAGUUAGAUUGAGCUACUCCUUCCAGACGAGACUUUUUUGUCCUUUUUAUUUUUCCUUAAAAUAUUAAAUCUUUGUAUGACCUGUUUAUGUUCAUUUUCAACUGGAGUUCGUGAAUUUUGCUAGGCCAAUCCUUUCUUUAUGGGUUCCUUUUGAAAUUGUUUCUAUGAUGUGGUUAUGUUUGCCCAAGAACCGUGUGAGUGAAUGUAAUUUGGUUAAUUAGUUUUCA
Messenger RNA from Corylus avellana, 841 nucleotides. RefSeq names its product small ribosomal subunit protein uS17. Lineage: Eukaryota; Viridiplantae; Streptophyta; Magnoliopsida; Fagales; Betulaceae. The record is from RefSeq and is a predicted model, not a curated record. Gene Ontology annotation, cellular component: cytosolic small ribosomal subunit; ribosome. Gene Ontology annotation, biological process: translation. Gene Ontology annotation, molecular function: structural constituent of ribosome.